This is a messenger RNA of Perkinsus marinus ATCC 50983, 1647 nucleotides long. Its product is annotated as RAD50 DNA repair protein, putative. Gene Ontology annotation, molecular function: G-quadruplex DNA binding; single-stranded telomeric DNA binding; double-stranded telomeric DNA binding. Bases 1 to 1647 code for a protein of 548 amino acids. Gene Ontology annotation, cellular component: Mre11 complex; condensed nuclear chromosome. Gene Ontology annotation, biological process: double-strand break repair; chromosome organization involved in meiotic cell cycle; telomere maintenance via telomerase. NCBI's taxonomy places the organism in Eukaryota, Perkinsozoa, Perkinsida, Perkinsidae. The record is from RefSeq and is a predicted model, not a curated record. The transcript has 15 exons.
AUGGUGGAACGGGUCAAGGAGUCACGACGAGCGCUUGAGGCUUGUCGAACCGAAGAGGAACGAGCGGAACAAGAACUAGCACGGAGGGAGUCGCUCUGUCAGAACCAGCGACAAGUACUGCAAAGCCUCGAGUUCAAAAGCUCCACGCUUGAACGUACGAAGGCGAAUUCCGGUCAGAUGCUCUCAGAAGCAAAAGAAACAGAAAGAGAGAUAAGUGAAGUGGAACGUAAAAUUGCCUCCACGAGCAAUAAUGCUGAGGCAUCGGCUCGCCUCCAGGAGAUCGAGCAAGCUCUUCGGAAACUGAUGAUAGAAAAAGGCGAGAAUCAGCGAGAAUUGGCACGAGCGUUGGAAUCUGUACAGAGGCUCAAUCAAGACAGUGGUGUCGCAACAGAGGCUGAAGUCCUCAGCCGCAAUGUUGAGAGUCUUCGAUUGACCAUGCAGAGGAUUAUAACCGAGAAUCCGGGGUUGGAUUCAACCAGCCCCCGAGACGCUGAACAAAUCCUGCACCGUUCUAUUGAAGCCGCUCGGGCUCAGAAGGACUCUGCGGGAGCCAAGCAGAAAGAAGCCAUUUCGACAAGGGCAGCUGCUUCGGCUAGAGUGGAGCUCGAGAGAGGGCAACUGAAGGACGCUGAAGACCAGCUGAGUAUCUACCAAGAGGCGGCGGAGCGAAGCGCCACGGACACUGUGGAAGAACUUCGUACCAAGCGAGGCCAAUGCGAAGGGGAACUCCGGGAGAAAGAGAGAUGUCGAGAAGAAGUCGUGCAGAAUAUCAGGCUGAAGUCUCUGCAGCGAGAGCUGUCGGAAUUUGAGCAGGAGGUAGAGACGCUGCAGCAGGAAUACGGUGUCGUUGACUUCGCGGGAAAAGCGAAGCAAGUUGAGGAUUUGCGAUCUGCAGUUCUGAGUCUGCGGGAGCAUAAGUCCAGGAUUGAGGGGAAGGUUUCUCAGCUAGUAGACCAGCAAAGAGCAGUUUCUCAUCAGCUCGAUAGUUCCCUUUACAAAAACAUCGACGACCGGCAUCGCUCCGCUCUGAUCCAGCAUGAAGUGUCUGCUAUGGCGACCCAGGAUCUCUCUCGCUAUCAUUCUGCGUUGGACAAGGCGCUCAUGAGAUACCACGUCUCCAAGAUGAUGGAGAUAAACCGAGUUAUCAGAGAGCUGUGGCAGCAGGUCUAUCGAGGCCGAGACAUUGACUAUAUAGCGAUUCGUUCCGACACUGAAGAUGGUGCCGCAAAUGUCACCAGUGCCACUAGGCUGCGAAGCUACAAUUACAGGGUUGUCAUGACGUGCCAAGGAGUCGAAGUUGACAUGAGAGGGAGAUGCUCAGCUGGACAACGAGUUCUUGCGUCUUUGAUAAUUCGUCUAGCGCUGGCCGAGAGUUUCUGCUGUAACUGUGGUAUUCUAGCACUGGAUGAACCGACGACGAAUUUGGAUUCCACCAACAUCGAAGGGCUGGCCGAUGCACUUGCUGAUUUGAUUGAGACCAGGCGAAACAGCUCCAACUUUCAACUGCUUCUCAUCACGCACGAUGAAGAAUUCGUGAGGAAGCUCGUGACCGGUCCGACUCAUCCGUGCGAUUACUAUUAUCGGGUUGCUAAAGAUAACGAGGGAUUCAGUUUUAUUAGACAGUGCAAUGUUAUAGAUCUACAAUGA